AUGUCAAGUUUCCCGGUGUGAAAUUGUAGGAGUUCGUGAGUACGCAGCUCAGAUUGGUUUAUUAUUAGAAAAAAUGAAGAUCCAAAUGAAUUAAUUGGUGCAAUUCAAGGUCCAAAUAAUACUCCAUAUGAAGGAGGAAUAUUUUAUUUUUCAAUCACACUUCUUUAUACGUACUGUCAGCCAGAAUUUAUAUUUCUAACCAAAAUUCUCCAUCCAAACAUAAAGAAAACUGGUAAAUUAAGAAUUCAAAUUCAAUAUCCUGCGAGAAAAGGUUUAAAAGAAUUGCUAGAUUGAAUAGUAAAUUUAUUGAAAGAACCCCAAUGAAAUGCUUCAAAGCUACCUAAAAAAUUUGAAUUGUAUCAAAAAGAUCCAGAUGCAUAUUAUUCCUAUGUAAAGCAAACUACAAUAAAAUAUGCUAAUUAA
Molecule: messenger RNA, 423 nt
Organism: Blepharisma stoltei
Lineage: Eukaryota; Ciliophora; Heterotrichea; Heterotrichida; Blepharismidae
Source: the annotation of a GenBank genome assembly